CACGGCGGGGCCACGGCGGCGCGCAGGGGAGGCCGCGGCGGAGGCGGAGAACCCGGUGUGGCGGUGGCUGCUGCUGGCCGCGUUGCGGUCCUGGCGGCAGCCCCCGAACGACAGCCAAGUCGCUGAGGGCCGGGCUCAGGCUCCGCUGCUGCCCCGGAGCCCGGCUCGCGCUCCCGCCGCCGCCGCGCGCUGUUGUCAUGGAGGAUCCAAGAUGGCGGCGCUGGCGUACACGCGCGGGCGGCGCGAGAUCAACCAGUACUUCAGCGUGAGCAGCGCCAAGGGGCUCGCGCUGGCCGCUGUGCUGCUGCUGGCCGCCGGCCAUGCGGCGCUGCGCCACUAUCCGGGCCAUGAUUCCUGUGAACACCUCCUCUCCAGUGGCAGAUUUCUUGGAGAGAAAGUUUGGCAGCCUCACAGCUGUAUGAUGCACCAAUAUAAAGUCAGUGAAGCAAAGAACUGCCUCAUAGAGAAACAUAUCGCAUUCAUUGGAGACUCCAGAAUCCGUCAGUUAUUUUAUUCUUUUGUAAAAAUAAUUAACCCUCAAUUCAAAGAAGAAGGAAAUAAGCAUGAAAACAUUCCUUUUGAAGACAAAAUUUCAUCAGUUAAAGUGGAUUUCCUGUGGCACCCUGAAGUGAAUGCUUCCAUGAAACAGUGUGUCAAACUGUGGACUGAGGAACCUGUUGGAAAGCCCCAUGUCGUUGUAGCAGGAGCUGCCACGUGGUCCAUAAAGACCCAUAAUGGCAGUGAUGAGGCCCUCGCCCAGUAUAAGACCAACAUCACGUCUCUUGCGCCACUUUUAGAGAAAUUAGCAAAGACUAGUGACGUUUACUGGGUCUUACAAGAUCCUGUUUAUGAAGAACUGCUCAGUGAAAACAGGCGGAUGAUCACCAAUGAGCAGAUCACUGCCUACAAUGAAGCCGCCAUCAGCGUCCUCAAUGGCAGCGCCAAGAACGCCAAGUCCAGGGUCAAGGUGUUCCGUGUUUCCCAGCUCAUUGCGCAAGAGACCAUCAUGGAAUCUGUGGAUGGCCUCCACCUCCCGGAGUCGAGCCGAGAAACAAGUGCCAUGAUUCUCAUGAACGUGUGCUGCAACAAGGUGGUGAGGCCCAUCGAUGGCUCCUGCUGCCAGCCCCCCUCGGCCCCCGCACUCACCCAGAAACUGGCGGCCGGCUUUUUCGGCCUCUCCAUCGCGGGCUGCCUGAUCCUGCACCUGGUGCAUCGUCAUGGUCACCGGAGGAGCCGGCCGUGCGCUGAUGUGGAGGCAGGAGAGGAGAAGAAGGCGGCCCCUGCAGCCUCCGCCUGCCCCUCCGAAGUAGUCCUUCAGUCAUGUUGCAAGCUGGGGCUGAUCAUGGCCUAUUUCUACCUGUGCGACCGAGCCGAUCUGUUUAUGAAGGAAAACAAGUUUUACACCCACUCCUCCUUCUUCACACCCAUCAUCUACAUCCUGGUUUUAGGAGUGUUUUAUAAUGAAAAUACCAAAGAGACCAAGGUGUUGAAUCGCGAGCAGACAGAGGAGUGGAAGGGCUGGAUGCAGCUGGUCAUCCUCAUCUACCACAUCUCGGGGGCCAGCACUUUUUUGCCUGUGUAUAUGCACAUUAGGGUUCUGGUUGCUGCAUAUCUAUUUCAAACAGGUUAUGGGCACUUCUCGUACUUUUGGAUCAAAGGAGACUUUGGAAUCCACCGAGUAUGUCAGGUAUUAUUUCGUCUCAAUUUCCUGGUUGUGGUGUUAUGCAUCGUGAUGGAUCGACCUUACCAAUUCUACUACUUUGUUCCCUUGGUCACUGUGUGGUUCUUGGUCAUCUACAUCACCUUAGCUUUGUGGCCACAGAUCACCCAGAAGAAAGCAAAUGGAAGUUGCUUCUGGCAUUUGGGCUUGCUGAUGAAGCUCGCUUCCUUGCUCGUCUGUAUCUGCUUUCUGGCUUAUUCUCAGGGCGCGUUUGAGAAGAUCUUUUCUCUUUGGCCAUUAUCCAAGUGUUUCGAAAUGAAUGGAAACGUCUACGAGUGGUGGUUCCGGUGGAGAUUAGACCGCUAUGUCGUGUUCCAUGGAAUGUUGUUUGCGUUCAUUUACCUGGCCUUGCAGAAGCGCCAGGUGCUCUCCGAAGGGAAGGGGGAGCCCCUGCUCCCCAACAAGAUGUCCAACGUGCUCCUCUUUGUGUCCGUGGUCUCUUUCUUGACCUACUCCGUCUGGGCCAGCAGCUGUAAGACCAAAGCCGAGUGCAACGAGCUGCACCCCGCCGUGUCAGUCGUCCAGAUUCUGGCUUUCAUCCUCAUCAGAAACAUCCCAGGAUACGCCCGCUCCGUGUACAGCUCGUUUUUCGCUUGGUUUGGGAAGAUUUCAUUGGAGCUCUUCAUCUGCCAAUACCACAUCUGGCUGGCCGCAGACACCAGGGGCAUCUUGGUCCUCAUUCCCGGCAACCCGAUGCUCAACAUCACGGUCAGCACUUUCAUCUUCGUGUGCGUGGCCCACGAAAUCUCGCGAAUCACCAACGACCUCGCCCAGAUCCUCAUCCCCAAAGAGAGCGCGGCUCUCUGGAAGAGGCUGGCCUGCAUGGCAGGCUUCUUCUCUGCACUCCUACUCUUAUCGUCUAUCCGAGGGGAACACAGACGGUAGCCUUCCCAGGGCCUAAAGGCGGGAUUGCUUCAGGCGCCGUCCCUGGCUGCCAUGGGGGCCGUGGGGGCUGUGGGAGGUGGGUCUUCAGCAGCAUCUGCUGCCUGGUGGAGCACCGCCCCCUCCCCUUCUGCACUUCUCAAAGACGUUUUCUCAGUGUCCGUGCGGUGAUGUCCAAGUGAAGUAUCAGGGCGUGGAUGGCUGGGCUGCAUGUUUGCUGACACAGAGGCGAGUCUGCUCAGUUCUGCCCCGACUUGGGGGCCCGUGCUGUGCCCGUGCUAGUGCUGUGUGGUGGCUUUUCAAAGUAAAUUUUUUCCACUCAGAAUUCCUCCCCUCCCCCUUAACUUUUCACUGCUAGCUCCCUGGGGAGAAGGUCAGCUCGUUUAUGGAUCAGUUCCACAUUUUUCUCCAUUUAUUCGUUUUUAUAUAUAUUUCCAACGUUUGAAAGUCCUUCCCAGCCUGCUCUCCCGAGCGCGUCUCGCCCAGGCGCUUUCCUCGGGGAAAGCCUGAGCACUGGGUGAGGGGUUUGCAGUAUAAGUUUGCGAGUAGGGUCGGAAGCAUCUCCUUCCUUUCUGACUGUUGUAGAUAGGGAUUUAUUUAUCUGUUGUACAGAUCGGGUUAUCAUUUUUAUGGUUCAAAAGAUUGCACUUGUUUACUGUGGGGGGUUAAAUAUAUUUUCUGUUAAUGUUACGUGAAUGUGUGAAGUAAUUUAAAAAGUAAAUGAUUGUUCUGUGGAUCCUUAUUUUUGUAUUGGCAAGAGAUCAAUUAAACUGCUUGCUUCAUGGGUU
Dromiciops gliroides (monito del monte) is the source of this 3390-nucleotide messenger RNA. RefSeq names its product CAS1 domain containing 1 (gene CASD1). Lineage: Eukaryota; Metazoa; Chordata; Mammalia; Microbiotheria; Microbiotheriidae. Gene Ontology annotation, cellular component: Golgi membrane. Gene Ontology annotation, molecular function: N-acetylneuraminate 9-O-acetyltransferase activity. The transcript has 18 exons. The record is from RefSeq and is a predicted model, not a curated record. The coding region runs from base 212 to 2605 and encodes 797 amino acids.